GCGACGAUAAGGUCAACAGGUACACCGCUCUCGAGGCGCACAUUUUAUUACAAGAUAUUCAUCGAUGUGUUCCACAUAGAAAGCAUAGCGUAUCGGCGAGCGCACCCAUAAUAGCAUUAGAGUAUUAGAUAGCUGUUGAUUGUCUCGCGGAGGAAAAACGCGCGAUGGUGGCGCGCAACUUCUCAGUUCAGGAGUUGCCGUACUCGCGAUUGCUGCAGGUGAACGCCGACGAGCGCAGGGACUACAUGACGCUCGAAGAACUCAAGCCUGUCACCGUACAGAAUAUUCAACCGCAUCAGCCGAGCUAUCAAGCGAGUUAUUAUGAAUUAUCAAGUAUGGUCGAACAUCCUUGUUCUUCAAGUUUGUAUCAGAAUGAUCAACAAGCCACGGACUUGGAUACAAUUGAAAGCACAAUUUCCGAUGUGCAUAAUCUUCAAAAUCCCGUGAGCAGGAAAAGAAAAUCAUCUUACAAUGAUCCGAAUGAUUUUGAAGACGACGCCAGUGGUAACAUGAAAACCAGCAAAAGUGUUGACGAAAACAAAAAGCAGAAUCACAGUGAGAUUGAAAAACGUCGUCGGGAUAAAAUGAACACCUAUAUCACGGAAUUAUCUUCAAUUGUACCAAUGUGUCAUGCAAUGUCACGAAAAUUAGAUAAAUUGACAGUUUUGCGGAUGGCUGUGCAACACCUCAAGACUAUUAGGGGUGCUGUUAAUUCCUACACUGAAGGACAUUACAAACCUUCGUUUUUAUCCGAUCAAGAAUUGAAACAUUUGAUUUUACAGGCUGCAGAUGGAUUCCUGUUUGUUGUUGGCUGUGAUCGCGGACGAAUUUUAUACGUUUCUGAAUCAGUUUCGAAAGUUUUAAACUACUCACAGGGUGACCUUUUAGGACAAAGCAUGUUCGACAUUCUGCAUCCGAAGGACGUCGCCAAAGUGAAAGAACAACUUUCUUCGUCCGAUUUAAAUCCGCGCGAGCGUUUAAUCGACGCUAAAACUAUGUUGCCAGUAAAAACUGAUUUACCACCGGGUGUGUCGCGAAUGUGUCCCGGCGCAAGACGUUCGUUUUUCUGUCGUAUGAAAUGUAAGAUAUCAGCGCAGGUAAAAGAAGAAGCUGAUACCACUACGGGUUGUCAUCGACGUAAAAACAAACAAAGUUCAGAUAAAAAGUUCAACGUAAUCCAAUGCACUGGUUACUUAAAGUCUUGGGCACCAGCAAAAAUCGGCGUAGAAGAACACGAAGGUGAAGGCGACUCGUUUAAUCUAUCGUGUCUUGUGGCUGUCGGUCGUAUACUACCAAAAAUAUCAACUGUUGCACCGUCGACUCAAGUACGCCCGAAUGUUAAAAACGUACAAUUUAUCUCUCGUCAUGCGCUCGACGGCAAGUUUCUAUUUGUUGAUCAACGCGCUACUUUGGUACUGGGAUUCCUGCCUCAGGAACUCCUCGGAACCAGUAUGUAUGAAUAUUAUCACAAUGAUGACAUUCAGACUUUAUCCGAAUAUCACAAAACUGCGCUGCAAAAUAACGAACGGGUUAAUACAAAAAUAUAUCGGUUUAGAACUAAAGACGAUGGUUUUGUGCGCCUACAAAGUGAAUGGAAAGCGUUUAAAAAUCCAUGGACGAAAGAAAUUGAAUGUGUUAUUGCUAAGAAUAGUUUGAUUCUGACUGAUUUGCGAACUGUGGAGAGUACCGGUGAGAGAACGGAGAAUAUCCGCGAGAAUUUUGAAUUUUUCACGCAGAAUUCGGGAAAAGAGAUACAGAGGAUUAUUCAUGAUCAUGUGGAAGCUAGUAAUAUUGGCAGGCAUGUUGCGGAACAAGUUUUGGAUACACAGAGUUCACAAAGGCAGGAAGGUGAUACUCCAGAGGAAAGUUCACCAAAUUCCGAACCGGAAUCGAGUUUACAGAAUUUACAAGCUAACGAGUCGCAAAUAUCUACAAGUGUCCCAUGUCCAGGAAUGUCCACAUCUGAUCAAAAUCAAAUGAUAUCAAAUUAUCAACCGCAAGAUUCACAAUUUAACAACCACCACGUUCAAAACAACAUUUCUUUGACAAAUCUUUCCGAACCAGGUGGAAGUGUGGUGACCUUACCAGCGUCCGAAAGUCGUGUUAUUGGUAUGAUGGAAGACGCCGUACGCGAAUCACCAACCAACAACCCUUCGUCAGAUGGUAAUGAUGAAGCAGCAAUGGCGGUCAUCAUGAGUCUCCUCGAAGCGGAUGCUGGACUUGGUGGCCCGGUGGAUUUUUCCGGCCUACCUUGGCCGUUACCAUAAAGAAUCAAAUCAUUUAAAGUAAACAACAUGUUUACUUCUAUACACAAUUAAAGUAACAUAUUAUAAUGAUGAAUGUGAUCACAAAUUAACUUAAAUGUCUACAGAACCAAAAUCAACGUACAAAAUACAAAGCAGGUAAUUGCAAUAA
Dalotia coriaria is the source of this 2415-nucleotide messenger RNA. RefSeq names its product basic helix-loop-helix ARNT-like protein cyc (gene cyc). The record is from RefSeq and is a predicted model, not a curated record. Gene Ontology annotation, molecular function: DNA-binding transcription factor activity, RNA polymerase II-specific; RNA polymerase II cis-regulatory region sequence-specific DNA binding; protein dimerization activity. Gene Ontology annotation, biological process: regulation of transcription by RNA polymerase II. The transcript is spliced from 10 exons. Gene Ontology annotation, cellular component: transcription regulator complex; cytoplasm; nucleus. NCBI's taxonomy places the organism in Eukaryota, Metazoa, Arthropoda, Insecta, Coleoptera, Staphylinidae. Bases 165 to 2267 code for a protein of 700 amino acids.